AUGAGUGGCUCCUCAUGUUGGAAAGACUCAAGUAAAGGCAAGCGGGAGGCCAUCCUCGACCUCUCCAAGUACGUCAACGAGAGAAUACGGGUCAAAUUUACUGGUGGUCGAGAAGUGACUGGAAUCCUGAAGGGGUAUGAUCAACUACUCAAUCUCGUCCUUGACGACGUAGAGGAACAGAUUAAUGAGCCAGAACCUCAAACCCGUACAUUGAACCUUGUAGUCCUUCGAGGACCCACCAUCACUCUCCUCAGUCCCGUCGAUGGCUCAGAAGAGAUUGCAAACCCCUUUGUCGCUCAGGAGUAG
Molecule: messenger RNA, 306 nt
Organism: Suillus paluster
Lineage: Eukaryota; Fungi; Basidiomycota; Agaricomycetes; Boletales; Suillaceae
Exons: 3
Coding region: 1-306 (101 amino acids)
Biological process (GO): nuclear-transcribed mRNA catabolic process; mRNA splicing, via spliceosome
Cellular component (GO): U2-type prespliceosome; catalytic step 2 spliceosome; Lsm1-7-Pat1 complex
Molecular function (GO): RNA binding
Source: RefSeq, a predicted model, not a curated record